This is a messenger RNA of Aphanomyces astaci, 3815 nucleotides long. RefSeq lists its product as hypothetical. The record is from RefSeq and is a predicted model, not a curated record. The coding region runs from base 46 to 3624 and encodes 1192 amino acids. NCBI's taxonomy places the organism in Eukaryota, Oomycota, Saprolegniomycetes, Saprolegniales, Verrucalvaceae. Gene Ontology annotation, molecular function: protein binding. The transcript has 14 exons.
CCCGACGACCUUUCCCAGUUGGCCUCUCUUCUCGUGUCCACCGUCAUGUCAAGCGCCACCCUCGUGCACCGUCAUGUGUUUGGGCUCAAGACGACCAACGCGAACAACGUCGUGUACGUAGACGACCAGUUGGUCGCGUAUCCUGCUGGCCACAGCAUCGUCGUGUACGGGAUCGACGACAAGAAGCAAAAGUUCAUCACGUGCACGGAAAACACCGAGGGCAUCACAUCGAUAUCCGUGUGCGCGAGUCGGCGGUUCAUUGCAAUCGCGGAAAAGAGCGAGCGCGGGGUUGUGAGCAUCUACGACUUGAAAACGCUCAAGAAGCGCAAGGUGCUGACCACAUCCGACUGCCUCAGCAAGACAUACGUGAGCAUGGAGUUCAGUACGGACAACCAGCUGCUCCUGACGCAGGGCGGGGCCCCCGACUGGGCCCUCGUGUGCUGGAACUGGUCCAAGGGCAAACCGGUGGCCACUAUCAAACUCGCCCCCGCGGGCACCACGUCAUCUUCAACAUCAAGCAGCAACAACAACGUGGUCACGCAGUGUUCGUUUAGCAACGUGGACCCGUCCAUCGUGUGCUGCACGGGGCUCAACAUGAUCAAGUUCUUCCGCAUCGUGGACACCGCGUUCCGACCCAUGCCAAGCAGCCGCGUCGACGCGCAGAACUUUCUCUGCCACGCCUGGCUCAAGCAAAAAGAAGACGAAGUCGUCGUGGGCACCGCCACCGGCGACUUGCUCUUGUUCCGAGCGGGUGAGUUUAUCUGCAGACUCAUGGCGUCGCCCAGCGACAGUCGAUGCAUCACGUCGAUCGUUGCGACGAGCAAGGGUCUUGUUUGCGGCACGGACAAGGCUACGGUGUCGCUGUUUGUGGUAAACCCGGACCGCAACACGCCGCCCGCAGACACGUUGACGUUUACGAAAUCGCUCAAGAUCGAAAGCAUGCCGUCGCGGGUGACGGGACUGACUGUCAGCCCGAAUGAAGAGACAAUCGUGGCCGCCGUAUCCAGCUCGCAGCUGUACAUGUUUCCGUACCAGACCAAGGAGUCGUUCAAGACGGAAGAGAUCGAGUUUUUAGUCACGCCGUUCCACCGGCCGGGCGAGUCGGGGCAGCUCCAUGUCACGGGCAUGGAUGUGUGCGUGCGGAAACCUACAAUCGUCACGUGCGGGCUCGACAAAAGUGUUCGGGUGUGGAACUAUAUUGAUCGGACAUGUGAAGUCCACAAACAGUUUACUGAAGAAGCGCACAGCGUGUCGAUGCACCCGUCGGGUCUUCAAAUCCUCGUCGGGUUUGCCGACAAGUUGCGACUCAUGAAUGUACUCAUGGACGACAUUCGACCGUACAAGGAGUUUACGAUUAAAGCGUGCCGCGAGUGCCAGUUCAGCACGGGGGGGCAUAUGUUUGCCGCGGUGAACGGCAAUACAAUUCAAGUGUUUUCCAUGAACACGUGCGACCUCGUGGCCAACUUGCGCGGCCACAACGGCAAAGUACGAAGCAUUUACUGGAACUACGACGACUCGGGUUUGAUCUCCGCCGGGAUGGACGGUGCCGUGUACCAGUGGGACUUGGACGAGUCCAAGCGCGAAGGCGAGUUUGUCCAGAAAGGCGUGCCGUACUACUCAGCCGUGUGUAACCGCGAAGGUACGUCGGUGUUUGCGGUUGGGUCGGACAAGAUGCUCAAGGAGAUCGAGUUUCCCGCCAGCUCCCUGAGCAAAGAGUUUAACGCCGAUGUAACGUUGGGCCAAAUCGUCAUGGCCAACUCUCAGCGAAUGCUGUUUGCGGGCGCAACCGAAGCCGACAAACUUGGGACUGUGCGGUCGUACAAGUUUCCACUGACGGGCGAGUUCACCGAGUUCCAGUGCUUGAAUGGCCCUAUUACACGGAUGCGCAUCUCGUUUGACGAUUUGUACCUGCUCGUGUGUGGGGAAGACGGCGUCGUGUGUAUUUUUGAAAUUCGCGACAAGGAAGGGCGGGCGCGCGCCAAGGACGGCCGCGAAAACACUGUCUUUGCCGAAGAAAUCUUGGUGACCAAGAGCGACCUCGAAGAAAAGAACACGCUCAUGAUCGAGUUGAAAAACAAAGUGGACGAACUGACGCUCCAUAACGAGUACCAGUUGCGCCUCAAAGACAUGAACUACAACGAGUACUUGAAGGAGUUGACGGAAAAGUUCACCCACGAAAUCGAGCAAGAAAAAAAUAAGUACGAAGUGCUCCGUGAAGACAAGAACGACAUUGAAAUGGAGUACGAGGAACGGGUCAAACAGAUCGAAGAAAAGCAUCAGCAGCAGAUGCAGGAGAUCGAGGCCGACUACCAGCAAAAGAUCAUGAAAGAGGUCGAGAAGUACCAAGACGUGCUCCAUCAACGCGAAUUGCAGCGCAGUCGAUGGCAGCAAGAGCAGCAUGCCCUCGUGAGCACCCACGAACGGUACGUUGCCGAAGUGACCGAGGACUUUGAGCAGAGGUUGGACGAAGAUCGCCAGUUGCGCAUGCAAAUGGAAGACGAGCGCGAAGAGCUGCACAAGGAGUUUAGCGAGACCAAAAAACAACUGGAGGAGGAUGUCGACGAAGAGAUCGAGUCGUUGAAAAAGCGGUACGAGGACAAACUGGCGGCAGAGCGGGAGGCCACUUUGCGCUACAAGGGCGAGAACGGGAUCAUGAAGAAGAAGUUCACGGCAUUGCAAAAGGACAUUGAGGACCAGCGAGAUGAAAUCAAGAAUUUGUUGGAGAAAGAAAAGGAUCUCAUCGAGCAAAUCAAAGCUCUGGAGAAGGAGAUCCAGUCGCUCAAGCGGGAAAUUCGCGGCCGAGACGAAACGAUUGGCGAAAAAGAAAAACGCAUUUACGAUUUGAAGAAAAAGAACCAAGAGUUGGAAAAGUUCAAGUUUGUGCUCGAUUACAAGAUCAAGGAACUGAAGCGGCAGAUCGAGCCGCGCGAAAACGAAAUCUCCGACAUGAAGGACCAGAUCAAGGAAAUGGACCGCGAACUCGAACUCUUCCACAAGAGCAAUGCGCAGCUGGAUAUUAUGAUUGGCGAGCAGCGCAAGCGCCUGGACAAGAUGCAGCACGACAUUACAAGGAACCGCAAGGUCAUUGGCGACCAGCAAUCCCUCAUUCGACGGUUUCGGUGUGAUUUGCACGAUUGCGUGCAGAGCAUUCAAAACCCCAAGGAUUUGGCUCAAAAGGUGGCUAUUUUGUAUCAAAAGUACGUGACCACCGACAUCAACGUGGGCGACGUGGACUUGGACAUCCAGCACGAAUAUACCCGUCAAAAGGAAUACUUGGAAAAGUCGGUGGAGGUGCUCAAGCGCAAGUACGCGCACGACGUGACGGCGCAUCAAGAAGACAACAACCACGCCCGCAGCGACAACUUGGCGCUGAUCCAAGAGAUCAACGAGCUUCGAACAGCGCUCAAUGUGAGCAAGGCGGCACUGCAGAAGGACAAGGCGAUCCUCGGCACGCGCGAGUACUUCACCAAGAAAAGUGGCAUCGACGACGACGUGGGCAAGGUCGUGGAGAAUCAGCGGCACGAGAUCGAUGCGCUGCGACGCUCCAUCAAAGCCAUGGAGGAACGCUUGGACACGGCGCGGACCGGCGGUAUGUUGCCCCCCAUGCGCGGCAUCGACGGGUGAGCGUUUCACAAGUGUAAAAUGUUCAUCCAAGCGUUCUGUCCAAUACGUACUCCAGAGUACUUUUUAGGGGUCAGUCUGGACCAGGCACGACAAAAGUGGCUCGAAAUACAUCAGUUUUCAUCCAUUUUCAAUGCAGUUGGUCAAUAAAAAACUGCGAAUCGAUUCUAAUAAAUCAUCCAUUCGAAGUGUCA